GAAAAAUUAGCUCUUGAGAGGGAAAAUAAAAAGCUUCGCACACAGAUUGAAGAUUUAGAUGAUAGGUUAGAGCGGAAAACAAAGCAGAUGACGAUGGCUUCAGACUCUGAUGUUAAAGCUCUUCAAAUUGAAUUACAUGAAAAGAAUAAGGAGUUAGCUGAUCUAAAACAUGCUCAUACAAAACUGAAAAAGGUUUUGCAAGAUAAAUCCACAGAACUUGCUCAUGCCUUACGCCGAUCUGAACAGUAUGAAGCAGAAGUUAAGAAAUUAAGAGGAAGAAUUGAAGAAUUGAAAAAAGAGUUAGCUUCUGCUGAAGAUGAGGUGGAUAGUGCAACAAAUAAUAUAAGAAAACUUCAAAGAACUAACGAUGAAUUGCAGGAACAGAUAGAAAAUUUGCAAGUUCAAGUUGAGCAUCUACAAACUAGCAAAGAGAAUGAUUCACCUGCCAAACAUGUGACUGAGGAACUCAGCGAGCCAUGCCCUGUUGACUCGUCAUGUUAGCAGCAAUUUUGUUCAGGUUGAUCCAAUGAGUGAAGAUGACAAUUUAGAUUUUUGAUCUCAUGUUUAUAGCUUUAUGUUAUUGUGAUACAUUGGAGUAUAUUUUGAAGCUUUUAUUAUUGAAUUGCUAAGUAGAGAUUUAAUUUCUACCUCUCCCUAUUCUGAUGAAUCUCUAAAACUUGGUUUGUUAUUACAAAGAUAUUUUUAUUGUGUUGUUGUAUUUAUUGUAGGUACUAAUUUUAUUGGGUUAUUUAAAUUGGGUAUCAAUUUUAAUACAAUUAAAUACUUAAUUCAAAAUUGAAUGCAUAAUAUUGUAAAACAUUUAACUGGAGUAGUAGAAUGAUUGCUUAUACUUUUCGAUUGUGCAUUAAUGUGUGUAAAAAAAAAGAUUUAAAUUACCAACAAACACUUUGAAUUUAAUGGUACAUGAAAUGUGUUUUAGUUGCAUGUUUCAAAGAGUAAAUAUUUGUCAAUUUCAGGCUGGAAAUAAAAAAACAUAAUGAAAGCAAAAAAUUUUAACUUAACAGUUGAUGGAAAAAAUGAAUUUUAGAUUGGUAAUAAAAUUUGGUUAAUAGAUUGACAGUGGCGGCUGGAGGAAAUGGAUAUUUAAUACAUCCUCUAGCUCACAUACAUUUUACAUGUAUUUAAAGUGUGUUAGAUAUGCACAUCAUUUCUCCAGUUAAAAAUAUGGGUAUUACACCACUUUGAUUGGUUUUUAUUUAUUUUUUAAUGUUUUUUUUUUUUUUUUUUGUCUUUUAUUAAUCUUGUAGAAAUUAUGUAGAUAUUAAAUCACAUACAGUGAAGAAUAACAUGCCUUAUUUUAUUACCUUUUAAUAAUUUUAAAAUAAAAGAAACUAACCGGUUAUGGUUUUCUUUUAUGUACUAAAAGAAAAAUUUCAGUUGAGAUACUUUUAAAACUCGAUAAAUCAUGCAACCUUCCAGAUAAAUUAUUUCCUAAUUUGAAUAAAGGCAUAACUUAAAAAAAAAUUUCAACACAUGUGUUUGCAUAGUGACAAGGGAUGAUUGGAUAGCUGUACUUUUUGUGUGGCAUUUUUCUUGGCUUGUACCAAAUAUUAUAUUUCUGGGUAAGGAAAUUUUGGUGAACAAAACUUUAGAAUGAAUGUUAUGCUUUUGGUCAUACAAAAGUACAAAACAUUUACAUACAUGACACGUUUUAAAAUUAGCAUAUUGCCUUUAUCAUGGGAAUUUUCCUACUGAAUUUCGUCCAAAUCAUAUAGAACAUGUUUGUACACUUUUUUUUCCUUUUGAAAUGGCAGCUGUAGUUUUUUUUUUUUUUUUUUUUUGAUAUAAAUUUAUUUAUGUGCUUUUCUUGAAACAGAAGUGCCAAAACAAAAGCAGUUUAAUUUACUUGUGAGCAUCGAAUCCUGUUUUACCUUAAGGUAAAGCUCUAGAAUAGCGGUCGCCAAUGGACGACCAUUUAUUGAAAAUGGCUACCAAAAAGUCAAGUCUUAGUUGCCAAAAAUGGCGACCAUAUGUUUAUUUGUUAAAAAUCAUAUCUUUUAUUAUGCAACAAGAAGUUGCACAUCCUGACACGUUCAGCACAUCAGCAAACUCCACCUUGGCAGCAUAAUUUGGAGCAAACUCCCUUAUGGUUAUUUAUUUUUUGCGCUGAAUAUAUAUUUAUUUUCAAAAAAUGGCUGUGGAAAGUGGCUAUCAUUUUUUGUGACUCUGUUAGCUAGAGACUACUACUCAGAAUUCCUAGUCUAGAGCUUUACUUUAAGGUAUGUUUUGAAUCAUGUGUGUAUUUUAUUUAUGUUUCUUGAAGAGAGGCUUUUUUUUUUUUUUUUGCUCUCUCUGAUGUGAUGUAUCAGAGUAUGAUAUUUUUAUUUAUUUAAAAUGCUUUAUAAACGACACGAAAUGAAUAUAUGUAUAUAUGUUGGAAUUUAAACACAAACUAUCUAUAGUAUUAUAUAUAAUUCAAUUAUGUAUAAGUUCUUUUAUUUUGCUGUAUGAAAGUACUGUUUGAUUAUUGCAUUUAAUGAUUAGAAUUUCUAGUACUACUAAUGGUUAAUGUACAAAUAUUUAAUCAUUGUUUUGAAAUUUUACUCACAAAAAAGAAAUGGCGGUGAAUUGUAGUUUUGGUAUUACUUGAUAAAUACUGAG
Uloborus diversus is the source of this 2622-nucleotide messenger RNA. RefSeq names its product coiled-coil domain-containing protein 102A-like. Bases 88 to 501 code for a protein of 137 amino acids. NCBI's taxonomy places the organism in Eukaryota, Metazoa, Arthropoda, Arachnida, Araneae, Uloboridae. The transcript is spliced from 5 exons. The record is from RefSeq and is a predicted model, not a curated record.